GUCACUGCGCAUGUGUAUAAUGUUUGCAAUCCCGGGACUUAAAAGUGGAUCACAGCUAUUCUCUGACGUCUCAUAUUAUAAAAAGAUCAACAUAACUUGAGGAGUGAAUUCUGUGUGCCGUUGUUAUCAUGGUAUGGAUACCGACCAUCUCGUGUUGGCUAUUCACGAUUUACCUUAUGUCAUUCGGUGUUUCUCAUGUUUAUGGAAUAACGCUGACAGCAAGAGAUGAGACAGGAAUUAAAGGACCCAACCCAGUCACUGUCAAGUGUGAAUAUGUACUGGCACCGGGAGAAGUACUUUUUUCAAUAACAAUGAGUAGAAAAAGAACUACCGAUCCAUCUUAUACGGACAUUGCAGUUUUUAGACCAGUCAACUCAUCACGCUUUGCGGCAAGCGUUUCAACCACUUUUAGAGAUCGAACAACACUCAUCAUGUCUGAUGGUUCCACAAGUGUGCGUUUUGAUCGUGUAGAAUGUGAGGAUGAGGCAGCCUACCGCUGUACUGUUAAUUAUCAAACAGCAGGGAACACGGCUGAUACAAAGACAGCUGAUAUGAACCUUUUGUUGCAAGCACAACCCUUGACACCAACCAUAACACUGACUCCUGCCUACGCUGAUGGCUACACAAACGGACAGCAGGUUCAAUUCCAGUGUCAGGGAUCUGUUGGAAAACCUGCAGGAGACUUCUUGUGGUUCAGGUACCGUGGCAACACGCCAGAGGACAUAACUAGUCUAGCCAGACUAAACCCUGCCUAUUCAAGUCCAGGAACCUGCACCUCUGAUCGAAUAAGUCAGCUGACACUGAAUGUCAGCAGACAAGACAAUGGAAUGACCAUCCGGUGUGCAGCAAACCACACUACGCUCACAAAACCUACAGGGUUCGAAACAUGCAACUCUACAUGUAGACAAGCUGACAAGAUCACAGUUUUCUUUACAUUCAGUGAGAGUGACCCCGAUGUCAGCUCCAACCCUGCAGGAGGUACACACACUGUUGGCGACACCGUCACCCUGAAGUGUAAUGCUGAUACCAACCCACCAGCAACCUUCUCCUGGCACAAAGAAGGAGACGAUAAUUCCACCACGCCGGGCGAAGAAUGGACACUUUCUAAUCUUCAGAUAGAAGAUUCAGGAACAUACACAUGUAUGGCCACCAAUGUCGUCCGUGGUGUGACGUACAAUGCAUCAAGAUCUCUCAACAUCAAUGUGGUUGUCAAACCCAUCAUCCCAUCAACCACAAUCACGGCGACUUCUCGUGGACCUCCUCCAGGAAAUACAGACAAUACUGUAGUGAUAGUUGUGUGUGUCAUCAUCGGUGUGCUGCUGAUCACGGGGGUGUUGACAGGUGUGGUCUUCUACAGGAAAAGGAGAGGCAUGAAGACUCUCGAAGAUGCGCACUAUGAGAAGCCUUAUACAGCAUUGCAACGUGGUACAAGUGUUCAACAGACAUAUGGAGUCAUCAGGAGCGAAACUACACAGGGUAAACCCACUCACUACAUGUCAACCAAAGAGUACGGAUUUCUCAUUGUAAAUUCACCCGCACAGCCAAGAGGUUUUCCAGUGUAUGUUAAUGAAAGCUUUGACCACGCUGUAGGAACAACAACAACAUCUGCUUCGCUUACAGCACCCGCACAGCCAAGAGGUUUUCCAGUGUAUGUUAAUAAAAGCUUUGACCACGCUGUAGGAACAAAGACAACAUCUUUUUCGCGUACAGAUGGGCCAAUCUAUGAAGACCUCAAUUGACCUUUCACAUUGCCUGUCUGUCAGUCCUCACUGAGAUAACGGAAACAUGUUUCUGUACACACAUUUACCAUCUGAAUAUGUUUUCAAAUAGUAACAGUAAGGAUGUGUGUAGAAGUGUUCAGCAUAUCUCCUUAUAUGGAAGGUAGGAGUAUAUGUUCAAUAACGUGAGUAGACACUGUUUUUUAUAACAUGUGACGUGUAAACAGAAAUAUCCAAGCGUAAGUUAUUUCUUUCAGUGUCCUAUAUAUUUAGAAUACAUUUUGUGCAUUAUGCCUCCCCUCACGAAUCUAUACAUGUGUUGACCAAUUCUUCAAGUCCGUGAAUGUGUAUAAAUCAAGAAAUGUGAGAAUGGACACAAUCUAAACAAAGCACGUCCUCUGUAUAAAUAAGUAAUGUCAUCCUUGAAAGUCGUAGUCACUCUCAAAACCUGCACGAAUAAAAAUAAUGGAUUAGGGUUACCACAUCCCGUGGAUUUUGCUUUCAAGCUGAAAUACCGGGCAAAAUAAUCUGAUCACCUUGUUCUGCAGUUCCCACAGAAAGAGACAGGCGUUAACCAUAUAGUGAUUAUCUUAAUAACAGGAAUCAUUUUUCGAUGGCUGUACAAAAUUGCAAUACUAUAUCGGAAGUGCACUUGCCAUGAGGCCGAGCAAUAGAGACAUGGGAUAAAAAAAACUAAUACAUUAACACGAGUCCACUCAAAAGAAGCUAAUAAGUCAAAUCAUGUGACAAGACAUGUCGUUAUUAGCAUGUGUGACCACCCCCGGCAUCAAACCCCCUGCACGCCAAAAUACCUUUCCUCAUGGGUGUCGUCAAUAGCCGGAUAACGUCAGCAGGAAUUCUGCACCACUAAUCCAAUAAAACCUGUUCAAGCUGCUGUCCGUUUGCUGAGGAGGUAUGCGUUGUCUCAGCUGUCGAUCACAAUGAUCCAAGAGAGACUCUAUGGGAUUCAUGUCUGGAGAACAUGCUGACCAAGGCAAUACGUUGACGUUAACGUUGUGUAGAUAUUGCUGAACAAGUCAGGUGCAAUGAGGUCGUGCAUGAUCCUGCUGCAAAAGGGUACCUCUUGGCUGUCCAUGAAUGGCACUACAACAGGUCGCAACACUUCGUCCUUGUAUCUUUGGCCAGUCAGAUUCCAAUCGAUGAUGACAAGCCUUGUUGUCCAGUGACCGCAAAUACCGCCCCAUACCAUGACGCCGCCUCCACCAUAAGAUAAACAGGUCUUUAAUUCAGAUAAAACUUAAUUUACAAGUGAUAAGUUUAUUUUGCCCGGUAGUUUCUUUACAUUGGGAAUCAUCUUAACAGUAUUUCUCUUUGAAUUGUACAAUCAAUUACAAUGACUACACAACACAGAUAUAGCCUCAUCAGUAUAUCUUUUAAUGUGUUUGUUCAUACUUAUCUUUUUGCUUUGAAGUAGGGAUUGUAGAAAAAGCUUCAGAGAAAAUGUUUAAAGGAAAACUGUUUACAUUUUGUCUGCUUAAACUGUGGAAAUUACUAAUGGCAUUGUUUGCGAUGGCUGAGCUGUAAAUCCUAAUGCUCAUGCCAACACAUAAACGUUAUUUUACUGUGUUAAAGGGGAAGUGUACGUACAAAAAUGACUUUUUAUCUUAUAUGAAAGAUUGAAUGAGUUAAUUUAAUGUUUGAAAUUAAACACUCUUUUUUUCACAAGAACACCUGAAAUGAAAGUGACGGAACAGUUUCCAUAAUCUGAUUGUGGACUUUUUGUUAAUUUAAAUGGUGUUUUUAGAUCUUAAUAUGAAACAGACGAGGCUCCUGUACUACUCUCUUUUAGCUUAGAUGGGAAAAUCAGUAGGGAUUUGAUGUUUGAUCUUUUGGGAUGGUUAUCAUUCUGUUUAUUUGUACUUGAGGCCUCAGGCCCAUAUACAAAGUAUACAAAGUAUACAAAAUUACAAAUGUUCCAUCAAGGUGAUGGCGGUUCAUCAUACUUAUAUAUUCAAUGAUAACAUAGUGUACAGUAAUUAAUGAUAACAUGCUCUCCUCACAAGUGAAGCUUUACAGAAUUUUAGCAAGUUUUCUACUAUAGCUGGAUCAUAAUCAUUCAUUAAAUUAACAAAACAUAUCGGUUCCUCCAUAUACCUGAAGCGUAACUUCUUGUCCAAAGUCCCAUGUUUGAUAUUGCCAAAUACUCAUUGAGGGAUCGAACAUCUGAAAAUAAUAAUCGUCAAAACUACAUGGCCAUUUACUGUAGUAAUUGUUCAUCUAUAGAUACAUGCUUAGAACGUAUUUGUAUUAUUUCAAUAUAAACUGGAUAAUUAAACAUUCAAUACAUUA
This is a messenger RNA of Haliotis rufescens (red abalone), 4028 nucleotides long. RefSeq names its product cell adhesion molecule 2-like. The transcript is spliced from 10 exons. Lineage: Eukaryota; Metazoa; Mollusca; Gastropoda; Lepetellida; Haliotidae. Gene Ontology annotation, cellular component: adherens junction. The coding region runs from base 129 to 1739 and encodes 536 amino acids. The record is from RefSeq and is a predicted model, not a curated record. Gene Ontology annotation, biological process: heterophilic cell-cell adhesion; homophilic cell-cell adhesion.